Molecule: messenger RNA, 1206 nt
Organism: Penicillium macrosclerotiorum
Lineage: Eukaryota; Fungi; Ascomycota; Eurotiomycetes; Eurotiales; Aspergillaceae
Product: arrestin C-terminal domain-containing protein
Exons: 3
Coding region: 1-1206 (401 amino acids)
Biological process (GO): division septum assembly
Cellular component (GO): division septum
Source: RefSeq, a predicted model, not a curated record
AUGGCCGCCUUUGUGCGCGUUUCAGGCCCGGCAAAUGGCAAUUUUCUCAUCGGAUACCCUGGCAUCUCGGCCACAAUGCCCCGAAUCGAAGGUAAGGUCGAGAUUCGUCCGAGUGUCGGCAUCUCGGCCCCAGUCAACGUCUCCCUCGUCACCAUAUCCCUUCUCCGGCGCGAGACCAUUCACCCCUCGGCGGAUUCCGUCACCAAAAAGCGCCUUGCUCCUCCCCGCAAAGAAAUUACAGAUAUAGUCGGCAAGGAGAUGCUGCUCUUUCGCUGCCCCGCGGGCAAGGAAUAUGAGGAGGUCAUCGCCAUGGACCUGCCCUUUGUCCUUUUCAUCCCAUUUGGGCGCGGCGGCCGAGAUGCCUCACGUCGGGUACCACCAGCGAGUCUCCAGCUCCCCAGCCGAACCGCGGAAACCUACUACGAAAUGCUGGUCAUGGUCCAGCAAGGACAAUCCGACCAACGAAAAUAUACCUUCCCCGUUCCCAUCGCCCGUUACGAUACCCUCUCCACCUUUGGCAUGUAUAACCGCCCCGAGUCCGCAGAACGGGUCUCGGACCACCUCGUCACACUUGCAAUCUCCCUACCGCGAUGGUCCUACGGUCCCUUGGACCCAGUCAGCGUCUAUGUGAAAUUAUCACCCAAUCAGGACUGGAUGGGGAAGGCUCGCAAAGUCACCAUCAACAAGAUUACUAUCGGCAUCGACGAAGAAAUCAUCUACAACCACGAGGGCGACGAGCCCCAGCGCAAGGUCAAGAAUCUGGCCAAGAAAACAGACACUAUUGGCGUCAAAUUACCCCAAUCAGGCUAUCUCACGAAUCUGGGAUUGGUGUUUCCCGCGAAGGAUAUGCGAGACUCAGAGGGGAUCUUGCCACGCAGUCGAGCCGCUUUCCCCAUGUACGGGGUGAGCGGUUUUACAACUACCGCGAGCCUUUAUAAAAUUGAGUAUUAUCUGACAGUGCGGGCUCAUCUAACGUCCGCACGGGACAUUACCAUACGACAACCGAUUGUAGUCUGCCCGCUGGACCAUGCGGGUUGCAAAGAAGAGAUGGAAGCCAUCGAACAAGCGGCGCGCGAUGCCGCCCACGUCAACCCAGAUAAUCCAAUGCUUCCUCUUCCAUCUAUCGUGCGACCCAACGAUCCCAAUGCUCUUAGUCACCUCGGUGUUGCUAUGGUUGGGAACCAAAAGAAGCCACUGAUCGACUGA